AUGGCAGCUGGUAUUCUUGAUUCACUCAAUGAUAUAAAUUAUAAUGGUGAAAUAAAGGAUGAAAACAAAUUAGAAGAAGUUCUUAAUUCAAAUUUGAAAUCUGUGCAAUUUCUUCCAUAUACAAAAUUAAUUGCAUGGUUAACACAAGAAUUAAAUGGAUUUUAUUCGAUAGGCGAAUUUGUUCAAGUGAUCAAUUCGAUCAAUGAUAUAAAUAAUUUUUUAAUUGAACUUGGUGGAUUUCUUCGAGAUUACGGUUGUCCUUAUCGAAAUCUUCUUGAUAAUGAAAAUAGAUUAAAUGAUCGUUUAUCACGGAUACAAUUAUUAGACUUUCUUUGCACGGAAAUUCAAGCUGCGAAAAUGAAUAAAUCUUUCAAAAGAGAUAUAAUAACGAAUGGAACAGAUACUUCAACGAACAAAAAGCAGUAUGAAAGUGAUGAAGCUCGAGAUUUAAAAGCCUUACUUAUGGCACUUGGCUUUCCUCGACCACCUGCUGGUAUAACAGCAGCACAAGUUUGUACAAAAGUUCAUACUAAAGUUAGCGAAUUAUUAAAAACUUUAUCACCAAAAUAUAUGGGUCAACCAUUAUUACACACAAAUAUGUCAGAAAAUCAAUGGAAUCAGAUACAUAAAAUAAAUAAAAUCUUAUAUGGAGAUUAUAAAACACGACGAGAAUUAUUAUUAAAACGUCUUGAUGUUACAAUUCAAUCAUUUAAAUGGGCUGAUCGAUUAAAGGAUAAAAACGAUGAAAUUUCUAAUGCUUUUAUGAGUAAACGUAAAGCUCUAUCAGCUGAACCAAAUGUAAAAAUUGAAGAUAUUAUGGCUGCUCGUGAUGAUUUAUGUCAUAUGGAGAAAACAUGUGGUACAAAAGAAAUGGCAUUAACACGAUCAAAACUUCAUAAAAUUCUUAUUCCUAAAGUACCUGAUCGUGGUGGACGAACAACAGAAUUAAGCGCCCCACCUCCUGACAUGCCAUCAUUUCAACGAGGAGGUUCAGCACAUCACGCUGGUGGUGGACGUCGUGGUGGUGGCGGUGGUGGUCAUCAACAUCAACAUCAUGAACAACGAAAUAAUUUUAAUGGUCAACGAGGAGGUGGUGGUGGCGGAUGGUCAGGACGUGGUGGAGGAGGUAAUUUUAAUGAAAGACCUUAUUCUGGUGGUGGUGGUGGUGGUGGUUAUCAACAAAUGCAGUAUGGUAUGAUGGAUCCUUCUAUGCAACAAUAUCCACAAAUGGGUUAUCAAGGUCAACAACAAAUUGUAAAUGAAUAUGCUGGAAUGGAUUAUGGAACAAAUUAUGGUGGACGUGGUCGCGGAGGAGGACGAGGUGGACGUGGUGGUCGACGACCUUAUUAA
Messenger RNA from Adineta steineri, 1350 nucleotides. The record is from the annotation of a GenBank genome assembly. Lineage: Eukaryota; Metazoa; Rotifera; Eurotatoria; Adinetida; Adinetidae.